Messenger RNA from Carassius gibelio (silver crucian carp), 1032 nucleotides. Its product is annotated as complement factor D-like. Gene Ontology annotation, biological process: proteolysis. The record is from RefSeq and is a predicted model, not a curated record. Bases 220 to 969 code for a protein of 249 amino acids. The transcript is spliced from 5 exons. Gene Ontology annotation, molecular function: serine-type endopeptidase activity. NCBI's taxonomy places the organism in Eukaryota, Metazoa, Chordata, Actinopteri, Cypriniformes, Cyprinidae.
AGUUGCUGGCCCGAUGUGAAAUGAGUGGCUGGAAAAUUUUCUGUGGGUGAGCCUGAUUGAGCAAGGAUCAUGACAAGAAGUAACACAAAUAAUAUCUUCUUACUAUCAGUGUUACUGGCAUCACAGGCUGAGUGAAAAAAAAAAAGCUUCUGGGCAGCUCAUUGUCUCCACCCAUCAUUAUAUAAAUAUAUUGUCCAUCAGUAAGAGCCUACUGUAGCCAUGAUGACCAUCAUCUCUCUUCUCCUGCUGGCCUCUCUGCUGCCACACCUGACCUUCACUGCUCAUGUGGGUAUAGUGAAUGGCACAGAAGCAAAACCACACUCCAGACCUUUCAUGGUUUCUCUUCAGAAGAACUGGCGACAUACUUGUGGUGGAUUCCUAAUUUCUGAUAGAUUUGUUAUGACCGCUGCGCAUUGCUGGAAAAAUGAAACCCUAACAGCUGUGGUUGGCGCACAUGAGCUAAGAGAGAAUGAAGGCUAUGUCCGCAUUGGUGUGAAGUCUUACCACAUCCAUCCUGACUUCAACAUGAGCACUUUGGAGAACGACAUUAUGCUUUUGAGGCUAGAGAAAGAAGUCGAACAAAACAAGAAUGUCAUGAAGAUUUCCAUACAAACAGAGAAAGACAUUGAAGCUGAUUCUGUUUGCCGUGUUGCUGGCUGGGGAAGACUGAAUUUUAAAGGGAAAAAGAUUUUUCAUCUCAUGGAAGCAGAAGUGAAGAUCAUGAAUAACACUGAAUGCAAAAAUAAAUGGAAAGACAAUUUCUCAGUCUCAGAGAUGAUGUGUGUCUAUGGAGAUGGAGGAAGCUGCAGUGAGGAUGGAGGAGGUCCUUUGGUUUGUGGAAACACUGCAGUCGGUGUCACUUCCUUUGGUGACUCAAAAAUCUGCAAUAGUCGUGAAAGACCUGAAGUUUAUAUAAAGAUUUCACCAUAUAUUCCAUGGAUCUGCUCCGUUAUUGCAAAUGUUGAGUGAUUUUUGCAAUGAAACAGAAUUAAGUGUUUGUUUAAUUGUUCAAUAAACAAACUGUGUGUCAUG